AUGAUAAGCCACCAGGAGCAGGAUGAAAGCAAUAAUGUGCAAUUAUUGCCACUUCGCCCGACACAGCGUGUUACUACGAAUUCUGAUCCAAUGCCGAAGCAAAUUUUCGAACUAAUUGAUUACUUGGGCCCACUCGCCGUCUCAGUUGCUUUCAUCAUAGCUCUCUUCCUGAUUUCGCUGAUCAUCAACUUCUUGUGGAUUACCAAGGAAGACGAUCGCACUGUUUUUGAAAAGAAAAAGGAGGAAGCUGUGGAACUUGGGCGAAUUCGGAGUCGAGAAUGGGAAGGCGAACAACAAGAUUAUUGCAUGGUUGAACUGGGUGAACGUUGCGAUGGGCUCGGUCAGGAAUCCUCCCGUCAUUGA
Molecule: messenger RNA, 363 nt
Organism: Gongylonema pulchrum
Lineage: Eukaryota; Metazoa; Nematoda; Chromadorea; Rhabditida; Gongylonematidae
Source: the annotation of a GenBank genome assembly